AUGCCAGAAGAUAAAAAAUCCAUGAUAAACAUCAAAACAGCUAAUUUUCCAACAUCAUCAACAACCGGUUUCGAAUUACAGUUUAGUAUUAGGAAACAUGAUACUGGUGAACCAAUAACGUUUAAAGUGGACGGUGAACGAUUUAGAAAAACGGAUGAAUAUGACGUAAAAUCAAACGUACAUCUUCGAACAUAUAAAUUUCGUUCGGAAGUUAUUUAUAAAAUUACUGUUACAACUAAGCCAGCCACUGAAUUUCAUGUGCUGCACAUAUCAGGAAGUGAUUUAGAGUUACGACCGGAAAGCAUUGGUGGCGGUGUUUACAGUACGGAAUGGAAUACAACCGGUAGUGAUGUUACUCUUAACGGAAAGCGAGAAUAUAUUACUGUUUGUUUGCAGGGACCUGGAAGGAUAUUACAACGAAAAAUCCAAGCUAAAUUCUAUCAAAAUGAUAACAGCCAUGCAGAUUAUGGUGAUAAGCUGGAAGCACUGAUUUGGAAGUGUGCCGUAGACAAUGAAGGAAAUAUAACGGUGGUUGACGAAAUUGUGAAAUAA
This is a messenger RNA of Brugia malayi, 552 nucleotides long. RefSeq lists its product as uncharacterized. Gene Ontology annotation, cellular component: plasma membrane. Gene Ontology annotation, biological process: negative regulation of signaling receptor activity. The record is from RefSeq and is a predicted model, not a curated record. NCBI's taxonomy places the organism in Eukaryota, Metazoa, Nematoda, Chromadorea, Rhabditida, Onchocercidae. Gene Ontology annotation, molecular function: type 1 cannabinoid receptor binding. The transcript is spliced from 4 exons. Bases 1 to 552 code for a protein of 183 amino acids.